UAGUUUUAUAUAAGAUAAAACAUAUGAAAGCAUUAAAAUUUUUAUCUAAAUAAAUAUAUAGCUAUUAGAAUUUUAAUAAAUGCAUACCAGUACAGAGCUUUUCAUAUUUUAUUGAAAAAUAAUCCAAUAAUUUUUAAAUAUAAAUGAAUACAACUUCUUUAAUUACAUUAAAUCAUAGUAUUUUCCUUUAGAAUAUAAUAAUGACUGAUGUAUUUAUAACGCUAUUAAAAUAAGAAGAAGAAGACGAGGAAAGACAAUUAUUUAUUAAUGGUAUAAUUACUAAAUUAUGUCUAUUAUCAUUUUAAAUUAAUUGAAUAUAAAAUAAAUGACUAUAGAUGACUAUAGGGCAAAACUAUACAUUCUUUAUUCAAAUAUUUUUCUCAUGACAAAAAUAAUAAUAAUAUUUUUAUUUUUAUUUUAAUGUUUAAUGAAUAAAAAAUCAAAUAAAAAUAAAAAUCUUUAAAUUUUAUUU
Messenger RNA from Ichthyophthirius multifiliis, 472 nucleotides. RefSeq lists its product as hypothetical. Lineage: Eukaryota; Ciliophora; Oligohymenophorea; Hymenostomatida. The record is from RefSeq and is a predicted model, not a curated record. The transcript has 5 exons.